This is a messenger RNA of Thelazia callipaeda (thelaziosis nematode), 2016 nucleotides long. Lineage: Eukaryota; Metazoa; Nematoda; Chromadorea; Rhabditida; Thelaziidae. The record is from the annotation of a GenBank genome assembly.
AUGUAUAUCAGUGGAUUACGUAGCCCGCGCAAACGUAAACUACGUAAAUUAUUAUUUGCUGCUUUGCUUAUUUUGGCUUUUGUGACAUGUUGGUGCUUACUGACAAUUACCAUUUUGAUAAUACAAAACAAAAUAACUGCAAAUGUUGACGAAGUAUCAACAGAGCGUGAUUUGCAUAGAAGUCAAGGGAUACAAGUGAUUGUUGGUCAUUACAACGGAAAUCUCGCUAGAGAAAAAUUAGCUAAUUUAACUUCAGAGCAAUUAAAUGCUAAUAAUUAUGCGCCGAUUUCUGGUGCUGGCGAAGGUGGACGACCUGUGAAAUUAAGUGAUGCUGAAGAACGUCUUUCCGAAGAUACUUAUGGAAUCAAUCAAUUCAAUUUAUUAGUGAGCGAUCGAAUAUCUGUGAAUCGAACUUUGCCUGAUAUUCGCAAACAUCAGUGCCGAGCAAAAAGCUAUCCGAUUGCUUCUGAACUGCCAAGCACUAGUGUUAUUAUCGUUUUUCACAAUGAAGCAUUUUCAACGUUAAUGCGUACUGUCAUGUCUGUCAUAUCAAGGUCACCACCUGAAACUUUGAAGGAAAUAAUUUUAGUCGAUGAUUUUAGUUCAAGAAGUUUCUUGAAAGAUGAGCUUGACAAAUUCGUAACUCGAUUAGGUAUUCAUAUUAAAGUGAUCAGAGCUGAUCAACGCAUAGGUUUGAUCAGAGCACGUUUGAUUGGUGCUAAAGAAGCAAAUGGUGAUGUUUUAACCUUUCUUGACUCACAUUGCGAAUGUACUAAGGGAUGGUUAGAACCGUUAUUGGCUCGAAUUAAAGAAAAUCGAAAAGCAGUAGUUUGUCCAGUAAUUGAUGUAAUCAAUGAGCGGACAUUUGCAUAUCAGAAAGGUAUUGAAUUGUUCCGCGGUGGUUUCAACUGGAAUCUGCAAUUUCGAUGGUAUGCUGUGCCACCAGAAAUGGUAAAAUUACGUAGAGAUGACCCAACAAAGCCAAUUGCAUCUCCAAUGAUGGCUGGGGGAUUGUUUAGCAUUGAUCGAAAAUAUUUUGAAGAAAUUGGCACUUACGAUCCUGAAAUGGAUAUUUGGGGUGGCGAAAAUAUUGAAAUAUCUUUAAGAAUUUGGCAAUGUGGUGGACAAAUUGAGAUAUUGCCCUGUUCUCACGUAGGUCACGUCUUUCGCCGAUCUUCUCCUCAUGACUUUCCGGGACGCAAAUCUGGAAUAAUUCUGAAUAGUAAUUUAUUGCGUGUAGCCGAAGUUUGGAUGGAUGAAUGGAAAUUUUAUUUUUACAAGAUGGCACCUCAAGCAUAUAAAAUGCGUGAAGCAACUGACGUGAGUAGCCGCGUAGAACUUAGAAAACGUUUAAAUUGCAAAAGUUUCAAAUGGUUUCUUGAUAAUGUCUGGACAGAUCAUUUCCUUCCACUACCUGGAAACACUUUUGGACGGGUAAUUCAUUCCAAAUCGCAAAGGGAAGCACUUAAUGGAUGCUUGUACUGGAUGAUUCCAUUUGGGGAAAGUAUCAGAGUAGCAACGAUGCAUAAUUGCUCCAAAUUGCAAUCUUUCGAUCGUACUGAGAUUUCGAACAGAAUUACGGGAAAUUGCUUGCUAGCUCGAAGUGGUGAACCUGGUGCCAAGCAAGGUAGCAUUACACUGGCUGGUUGUACUCUUGGCUUUGAUAUAUGGCAGCUUUGGUUAUUUACUAAAGAAGGUCAAAUAAAGACAGAUGAACAUCUUUGUCUUGGAGCUUAUCAACCAGUACAGCAACCAAAAAUAUGGAAAUUGCAUUUGAAAGAAUGUGGACAGUAUGAAUCAGAAUAUUGGACGUAUAAUAUUCAUAGAAAAUCUUUCCAUCACGUUAAAAGUGGACUGUGUUUAGAUCAACCUUCCGAAGAUUUAAGUAGUCAUCGUGCAAUAACUAUUUUAACACCCACAUUAAGUGAAUGUACACGUGGUGAAUUGAAUCAACAAUGGGUUAUGGAUGAGGUACAGUGGUUACCAAACAAUUUCUUCUCUUCGACGCAGCAGUGA